Molecule: messenger RNA, 2229 nt
Organism: Malassezia restricta
Lineage: Eukaryota; Fungi; Basidiomycota; Malasseziomycetes; Malasseziales; Malasseziaceae
Product: ATP-dependent RNA helicase DDX31/DBP7
Exons: 1
Coding region: 1-2229 (742 amino acids)
Biological process (GO): ribosome biogenesis
Cellular component (GO): nucleus
Molecular function (GO): nucleic acid binding; ATP binding
Source: RefSeq, a predicted model, not a curated record
AUGGAGCAUGAUGAUGGCCUGCUCCUCAAUUUAGAUGCAGUGGCGCCAGCGCCGACACGCGCGAGUCACCGCGAUAAGAAGAGGCGCGGAAGAGACAGUACAAACCACCGUGGGCUGAAGCGAGCGCGCCCUAUGCCGCGUCAGCAGGAAAACGUGCUAGAUGGCGAAGCAGAUCAAGCGGCCCUUCGAAAGGCCCGCGCUAUGGCUGCGCAGCCGUCUGCGACCAAGUCGGGUCUGUAUAUUUCAUCGCUUUUUUCGCGUGAUGAAGCGAAUGCUGAUAAGCCCACGGAGCUUCCUUCGAUACCACGCGCCGCACCCACCAAUGCGCCCUCUGCCGAUGCAUCGUUCGAGCAGCUGGGCCUGGAGUAUAUCCUAGCGGCGCACCUUAGGGAGCGUAUGGACAUCCGAGACAAGCCGACCGAGAUUCAGCGUCUGGCUAUCCCGCCGCUUCUCUCGGCGCCUCCCAUGCCCCAGCGCGACGUGCUGAUCCAGGCCCAAACAGGCAGUGGUAAGACGCUGACGUAUCUGCUUCCGAUCGUGCAAUCGCUUUUGCCACUUUCGGAAGAGAGCUUUAUCGAUCGCAGUGUGGGCACACUGGCUAUUAUUCUCGCACCGACGCGUGAACUAGCUCGUCAGAUAUACCAGGUCCUCGAGCGACUCCUGACGCUCUCGCUCGCGUCGCCGGACGAACAGGCAGAAGGUGUGCCGCGCCGUCGUGCGCGCUGGAUUGUACCAGGCCUACUCACGGGCGGGAGCACGAAGAACCACGAAAAGCAGCGUCUGCGCAAGGGAUGUCCGAUCCUAGUGUCGACGCCCGGUCGCUUGCUGGACCACUUGCAGAACACGGCUAGUCUCGAUGUGGGCAAGUGCCGCUGGCUCGUACUGGAUGAAGCGGAUCGUAUCCUCGAGCUGGGCUUUGAGGAACAGCUCACGGGGAUAAUCAAGGCGCUCGAUGGACGUCGCCGCCUCGCCCUGUCUACGGCGCGCUCUGCGCUCGUUGAGAGCGGAGCCCUCUCAUCCGACGCACCGGAUGACCAAGUGACCGAUUCACUCGGCAUGGCAUGGUGGGCGUGGAGACGACGUGUGGUGCUGUGCUCCGCGACGCUCGACGAGCGCGUGCAGGCGUUCUCUGGCACGACGCUCUGUGAUCCCAUGCUCGUGCGUGUCGGCAUGAAGACAGAGGCGUCGGCUGCUGAGCCGACAUUCGCUGCACCGGCCCAACUGGCGCAGCACGCCGUGAUCGUGCCGCCCAAGCUGCGUUUCGUGUCGCUGCUCGCCCUCUUGCGCCAGAGUUUGCCGCGUGUCGCUGAUGCAGCGCAUCAGGGCGCCGCGCGCAUUAUGGUAUUUCUGACUUGCACAGACACGGUCGACUUUCACUGGCAUGCCAUCGGCGGGGCACGCCUGGGUGACCAAGAAGCCUCGAAGGAGGCUGCACUGGAGACGCCCCUCGCUCAGCAUAGCCAGCUGUUCCCGGGUGUGCCGAUUUAUCGGCUGCACGGUUCCAUGUCACAAAAAGACCGCAUUGCGUCCCUGCGUGCAUUCCACACACUCACAGAUGGCACAGAGGCACCGCCCGCCACACGCGGUGGUAUUCUGCUGUGCACCAGUGUCGCUGCUCGCGGCUUGGACUUGCCGCAUGUGAGCUGCGUCAUCCAGAUGGACGUGCCGACGGAAGAUGGCGUGGAAGAGUAUGUCCACCGCGUAGGACGAACGGCGCGUGUGGGACGCCAAGGCACCAGCUGGCUCAUGCUCAUGCCACACGAGCGGCCGUGGCUCGAUACACUCACGCGCCGCAUGGUCGUGGCCUCUCGGCCGGCCCAGGUGCCUUUGGUGGGAUACGAUACCGUGCUCUUUCAAGGCUUUGGCGGUGCUGCUCGCGAGUAUGAGUCGCGUGCCACUGACGUCCAGAUGGCCCUCGAACGAUGGGUUCUUGCGUCGCCAAGCCACGCUACACUCGCCCGCACAGCGUUCCUCGCACAUAUCCGGGCGUACGCAACGCACCCCGCCGCCGAGAAGGAUAUCUUCCACGUACAUCAGCUCCAUCUCGGGCACCUUGCCAAGGCCUUCGGCCUGCGCGAGGCGCCCCAGACCGUUCAGCGCACCGCCAAAAAGGAGCACGAGCGGCAGCAAAAACCGAAACUCGCUGCCGCUGCCGCCACAGGCACAGACGCCGCCUCCGAAUCGCGACGUCAGCGUAUGCUCGCGCAUCUUCCCACAGAGAGCAUGUAG